AUGUCUGACUGUCCACGUAGCCAGAAGAGAGUUGUUAUCUGGAGUGUAGCACGCUCCCUGUCUUCAGUUUUUGCCUGUUCUCUCUCCCAAGUACCAGAUACCGUCGUCCUCUUUGAGCCAUUUACAUCUGCUGCUUUAUACGGCCCCCAACGAGUGUGCAACAACACAUACAAAAGCUGUGCCACUGAGACUUUUGAGUCAGUAAAGGUCCUCUACGAGCAACCCUGGCAGGGCAAGUCUUUGGUUCUUGCCAAGGACAUGGGUUACAGCAUGACAGGCAGGUAUGACAUGAUACCUGAAGGAUAUCAGCACAUCUUCCUGACCAGGCAUCCUGCUAAAUCCAUCCCGUCUAUCGAGUCCGCUCUAGCUCCUAUCAAAAAAGAGCAAAAAGAGUUCUACAUCGGGCUGAAUCAAUACAAGCCUCUAUCUGACCUCCACAGACAUGUGACAAGCAAGCUUGGCCAGCAGGUUACCAUUCUGGAUGCUCAAGACCUGAUUCAGAACCCAGAGAAGACCAUCCAGACUCUCUGCCAAAUCCUUGGACUGCCCUUCAGCGAUCGACUUCUGACUUGGGAUCCUAUCGAUGGGAAACCAGGCAACUGGAUAAUGUCCUCUGCUAUGUGGGAGGACUGUGAGUUACUUGGCUGGAUGGACAAUUGUCUGAGAAGCACUGGUUUUGUUAAGCCCACAAAGCAGCAGAACACAGAUGGGGAAGUCGGAAAGUACCCGCUGACGCCAGAGAUUGAGAAGAUGAUUGAAGAAGCUCUGCCAUACUAUCAAGCAUUAUGGGAGCUACGCAUCAAGUUUGAUGAAUGCAAUUAG
Patiria miniata (bat star) is the source of this 822-nucleotide messenger RNA. RefSeq lists its product as uncharacterized. Lineage: Eukaryota; Metazoa; Echinodermata; Asteroidea; Valvatida; Asterinidae. The coding region runs from base 1 to 822 and encodes 273 amino acids. The record is from RefSeq and is a predicted model, not a curated record. The transcript has a single exon.